Messenger RNA from Trachemys scripta elegans, 1122 nucleotides. RefSeq lists its product as uncharacterized. The record is from RefSeq and is a predicted model, not a curated record. The transcript is spliced from 4 exons. The coding region runs from base 1 to 1122 and encodes 373 amino acids. NCBI's taxonomy places the organism in Eukaryota, Metazoa, Chordata, Testudines, Emydidae.
AUGGCGGUCUCUCUUUGUCCACCCCCUCAGAGGUGGAAGCUCGACAAUGCCUUUCUAGAGGACCCAGAGGCCCUCGACAGUGUUGCAUCAAGCAGCAAAGAUGAACCGGGCCCACCAUGUUUUUGCUCAACGCCGAUACAAGUUGCUGAAGAAGACUCUGAGGAUAAUGGCUAUGAGGAGUUUAGGAGGCGGCUCGACAUAGAACUAACUGAGCCAGUGCCACGUCGUGAGCGUAAAAAAGUCAUGCGGACUAUUGUACUUGUUGCUGUUUAUGCUAUCCUUAAACACUGCCUUACGGAAAAGCUUUUUGAAGAUUUACAGUCAAAACAUGAGAGAUCCUUAGACCAGAGGGAAAACAAGCUGAAAAGAAAAAGUAAAGAGGCAGCUGAAAAGGAAAAUUCACCAGCAUCAGUGACUGAUGGAUGGAUGAAGCCCUGCCUGGGCAACUUUUCUGACAAUGCUGUAGUCAGAGCUACAAGGACACCUCCUCCAGAACUGCCAACCAACCAGGAAUCUGCUUUGAGACCUUUAACAACGCAAAACAGCACAAGAGUGCAGCUGAAGCAUCUGGGCGGUCCAAACCUCAUAUACGUCAAACCCAAGGACAAAACAAAAGAUUCUGGUAAAAAACAACCAUGCCACCACAACUCCAGUUCCUCAGCGGCCAUCACCACACCAAGCCCUGAGGAAACUGUGAGCGAAAAUACCCACAUUCACAAACCCAGAGCACGCACUCUAGGGGUUCUGAAUGUGCGCAAACCCGGAGCAUGCGCUCUAGGGGCUGCGUUUAAAAAAACAAGGACUAAAAGCUUCUGCGAUGCUGAGGUAUUGCAAUCACACAACCAGCACUCUAGUUCCUCAGCGGCCACCACCACACCAAGCCCUGAGGAAACUGUGAGCGAAAAUGCCCACAUUCACAAACCCGGAGCAUGCGCUCUAGGGGUUGUGAAUAAAAAACCAAGAACUGACAAACCAUUCUCCCAAAACCAUAAGCUCGUCACAGUUCCCCCAUAUUCUAGUAUUUGGGAAGAGUUUGAUGCUUCCCUCAGAAAAGUAAUGGAUGCUGUAUCCUCGGGGAGUCUAAAAGAAUGGGAUUCUAGAAAGAAAUGGGAAAAAAUAUGA